Parnassius mnemosyne (clouded apollo) is the source of this 3111-nucleotide messenger RNA. The record is from the annotation of a GenBank genome assembly. Lineage: Eukaryota; Metazoa; Arthropoda; Insecta; Lepidoptera; Papilionidae.
AUGUCUGAACCAAAUAAUCCAUUUGCUGGUUUAUUGGGCGUAUCAAAAGUAAAACCUUCCAAUGAAAAUGAGUAUAAUGCUGAUGAUAUACCCAUACCAAUAAAUUUAAAAAAUUCGCAAGAAGAUGAGAAUUUAGAAACAAUAAAUAAUAUGGUGGAAAACAUUUUUCAUUUUACAAUAAAUUGUAAAGCUGUGGAGGACCCUUCGUCAGAUAGACAACUAGUCUUUUUAGAAGAGUUGGGACAGGCUAUUGCACCCAAAGUUAAUAUUGAUUUAGAAGCUUUAGAGCAAGCUCUCUUUGAGCGAUUGCUAUUGCAGGAUAUUCAAUCAAAUGUUAUUCCUAAAUCACUUAGAGUUUAUAAGGAGCAUGUGGUACAAAAACAAGUGUUUCCUUAUUUAUUUAGUUCUUUGCAGAACUUGCAAAGUUAUGAUCAAAUUGAUUCACAUGUAGUACAGAAUGCAUUACAAAAAAUGAGGGAAUUAAUAUUUAGGAAUGCAGUAACUGCAUUGAAACAGCCUGCUUUAUUUGAAGAUCAGGAUUUCUCCUUGCAACUUGUUGAACUUUUGCAACAUGUAGACCCUCAAAGCCAUACUUUUUUUGUAGAUUUGGUGAAGGCAUUUGUUGCAGAUGGCGAUGAAGAAUCCCAAAAACAAUUGUGUGAUACCAUGAUACCAGUCCUACAAAGAAUACACACAGAUGUGAAUAAGUCAAACAUAAUUAACUUACCAAUCUACAUCUUACCAUCAAUACAAAUAUUUGCAAGUAACCCAAACUUAGCACCAAUAUUGAUGGAGGCAUGUGAACCAAAGAUAGAGUCAAAUGGAAGGUUGUACCAAGAUUCUGUACUAGGAGCCUUAUUAAGCUUAUCUGUGUUGCCUAGGAAAACAAAUGCAUUACAUGAAUUCUUUGACAACCCUUUGGAUCAGGCUGCAACUUCUAUGGUGGAAAACUCAAUAUGGAAUGCAUCAUCACAUCUUGUUAAUAAUUUGCACAAAAUAUUUUUGACGCUUUUGAAAGGCGGACCACAGAUGAGAAACCGAUUGUUGACCUGGAUUGGUAAAUGCCUUAAAACAAAUGUAGCAAGGGGAAAGCUUUGGAAUGUACAGGCUGGUGAAAUUAGCGCAGCGACAUUAAGUUGUGUAUCAGAUGGUUUUAUGUUAAAUCUUGGUGCUGUAUUAUUACAGCUGUGUCAGCCAUUUUGUACCAAUCCUGAUGAUCCAAAGUCACUAAAAAUUGACCCUACAUAUGGUGCUGUUCCUCCAGAAGAAUGUGAAGCUAAAUCAGUACAUCUUGACUGCUUGCAUAGUGAAACGUGCUUAUUACCACCUAGAGAAAAUGAAGAAGCUCAACCAAUUAAGAGACCCACCGCAGACACCUACAAUUUUGUUACUGAAUGCUUUUUUAUGACGCAGAAAUGUAUAGACCUUGGGGUUCGAGUCUGUGCGGAAAAGCUUUACAGGGUUGGGCAGGAGCUGGGAAGGGCGCAACGCGCAUUAUCCGAUGUAGCCCCCAGCGCCCACCACUUACUCGAGCCCAUGCGCCAGAGAACACAACAUCUCAUGACUAAGUUUGUGAGUCUUCGCUGCGCGCUCUUGGAGAAUGAUAUGUUAACAAACCUCCAUCGCCUACAAGCAAUGACUUGCACUUGGCUAGUGCAAGUCGCAGUGAGGAACGACGCGUCAAAUACCAAUUAUGCACCCAUGACGAUGCUGCCCGUGCAAAUGCCUAUUACCACACCAGCUCCAGACACAUUGAGGUGUGUGCCCGAGUUUGUGUUGGAGAAUAUAGUGGUUUUGAUAACAAUGGCUCGACGGACUGUCGGAGCAAUCACUGACGAGGCUGAUACAGCUGGCCUACUCCAGCCUGCGCUUACACUUGUACUUACCUUCAUGGGGGAUUCCUCACGAACAUACAAUCCGCAUUUAAGAGCUCGUCUUGCAGAAUGUCUCGAAGCAAUGUUGCCAAAUCACCCUGAUGAUCAGAUGCCACUGAGUAAUCUUGCGUCAUUCUAUAGAGAGCAGCUAUUUAAGGAGCAUCCACAUCGAUUGCAGUUAGUGCCAUGCUUGUUGGACGUGUUUGUCGGUAUCGAAAUGACUGGUCAGAGUGUUCAAUUUGAACAAAAAUUUAACUAUCGCCGACCCAUGUACCUCGUUAUGGACUUCUUGUGGGGCAUGGAGGAGCACAAGAAUGCAUUUACAGUACUCGCACGAGAGGCCGAAGCUAACAUGGAAGCUGUGCACCCACCAAUUUUCCUGCGCUUUGUGAACCUGUUAAUGAAUGAUGCCAUAUUUCUCCUGGAUGAGGCUCUCGGGAAUAUGGCCCAGAUACGCACCUUACAAACUGCACAAGAAUCGGGUGCUUGGAAUCAACUUUCUGCACAUGAAAGGGAACAGAACCUAACGAACUUGUCACAUAUCGGAAUGCUGGCUCGUUUUGAUAACAUUCUUGGUCGGGACACAAUACGUACUUUAGUGAGGUUAACCGCGCACGCGCCGUAUGUUUUCUGUCACCCAACGUUGGUGGACCGCAUUGCUUCUAUGCUCAAUUACUUCCUUAUGCACCUCGUUGGGCCAAAUAAGAAGAAUUUUAAGGUAAAGGAUAUGAAAGAGUUUGAGUUUGAUCCAGCUAGUACUGUGUUGGACAUAUGCCGGAUGUAUGUAGAGCUUGGUAAUAACGAAAGGUUCUGUGCAGCUGUUUCCGAUGAUGGACGAUCCUACUCGCCUCAAUUGUUCACUUUGGCAGAAACUGUUUUAGUACGUAUUGGUGGAGGAGGGCUAAUAAGCUCGCUACAGGAGGUGGCAAACCGCGUCAGCGUGAUAGCAGAGCAAAAACAACGCGACGAGGAGAUCCUUGCGAACGCACCCGAUGAAUUCCUUGACCCUAUCAUGAGUACUCUGAUGUUGGACCCGGUCAUACUGCCCAGCUCCAGGACCACUGUUGAUCGUACUACUAUUGCCAGACACCUCUUAAGUGAUCAGUCUGAUCCUUUUAAUCGGUCACCAUUGUCAAUGGACCAAGUGAAAUCCAACACAGAGCUUAAGGAAAAAAUUCACUCGUGGAUUGCAGAAAAGAAGAUGAAAAUUGCUCAAAGUCCAGCCAGUACCUCUUAA